Molecule: messenger RNA, 7350 nt
Organism: Phlebotomus papatasi
Lineage: Eukaryota; Metazoa; Arthropoda; Insecta; Diptera; Psychodidae
Product: fatty acid synthase-like
Exons: 6
Coding region: 188-7246 (2352 amino acids)
Biological process (GO): fatty acid biosynthetic process
Molecular function (GO): fatty acid synthase activity; oxidoreductase activity
Source: RefSeq, a predicted model, not a curated record
AUAUGGUAAUCCUUUAGUGCGAAGUACUAAAUUUGCAUGUAUACAUUUGGAUAUGGUAAGUUUCACUCAAUAAAAUCAUAUAAAAAGGAAUUGUACAGAAAAUUUUGUUCAAUUGUGUUUCUUCAGUGCCUCUAACAAGUGUUGAGUUAGUUUUCCAGUGAAAUUGUGUGUUAAAAAGUGAAGAAAAAUGUUGAGCAAGGGUGUUAGGGAUCUCUCCAUGAGGAGUUACGCCAAGUGUCCUGAUGAAGAAAUUGUGAUAUCUGGUAUAUCUGGUCAAUUUCCCAAAACACGAGACAUGAAUGAAUUUGCCAAGAAUCUCUAUGAAAAGGUAGAUUUGAGUGAAGAAGUAGAUGAGCUGUGGAAAGAAGUAUUACCUGAAAUACCGGACAAAAUAGGAAAAGCCGCGAAUGUUAAAAAAUUUGAUGCUACUUUCUUUGGGGUUCACUAUAAACAAGCGCAUCUUACGGAUCCGUCUAUGAGAUUUAUCUUGGAAUGUUCAUAUGAGAGCAUUCUUGAUGCUGGAAUUAAUCCUCAGAGUAUCCGUGGGACUAAUACUGGUGUUUUUAUUGCGUCAACUUACUUGGAUAUGGAUAAAAUUUUCUACACUGGUGAUAAACUUGUAGGUGGAGGCUUUGCCAUUACUGGAUGCAACAGGGCUAUGCUUGCCAAUAGAGUCUCUUAUGCAUUUGACUUCCAAGGACCAUCAACGCAUAUUGAUACAAUUGAUAAUGCUAGUUUAACUACUUUGGAUGUAGCUUAUUCUGCCAUCAGGAAUGGGCAGUGCGAUGCUGCAAUUGUUGGAGGUUCCAAUAUUAUUCUGCAUCCAUAUAUUACUGGUCAACUAUCUCAGCUUGGAGUACUAUCGAAAGAUGGUAUCACUAGAUGUUUCGAUAAGGAUAUGAGUGGAUACUGCAAUAGUGAAGCCACUUGUUGCAUCUUUUUGCAGAAGGCCAAAGAUGCCAAAAGAACCUAUGCCAGGAUUGUACAUUCAAAGAUGCGUCACUCUGGAUAUGUUGCAGAGGGAUAUACACAACCGAAUGGAGAAGUUUUCACCAAAUUUCUUGCGGAGUUCUACAAAGAAGUAGCUAUCAAUCCAGCUGACGUUAAUUAUGUUGAGACUUAUAGUCCAGGAAUUCCCGAAUAUGAAAUUGCCGAGAUGAACAGCAUUGAUACUGUGUUUUGCAAUAAUAGAAAGAAUACUCUCAAAGUGGGAUGUGUCAAGUCUAACAUAGGCAAUACCCAGCCUAGUGGAGGAAUGUGUGGGAUUGCUAAAGUAAUCAUUGCUAUGGAAAAUAAUUCUAUCCCGCCUAAUAUAAACUUCAAACAAGUUCAUCCUGAUCUUAAAGCUAUUGUAGAGGGACGUGCGGAGAUUGUAACUGAAGCAGAAGAAGUCAAAGGAAAGUGUUUAAUGGCAGUGAAUUCUAUGAGUUUUACUGGAGGACUUUCUCACUUAUUACUAGAAAAGAUGCCCAAAGACAAGUCAAACAAAGGACAACCAAAUGAUAAUCUACCAAGACUUGUCAUUUGGUCUGGAAGAACUGAAGAAGGAACUAAUGAUAUGUUUAACUAUUUGGAAAAUCGCCCACUUGAUGCUGAAUUUGUGGCUCUUGUUCAUGAAACUCAAAUUGAAACAGCCUCGAAUAAUUUGUUCAGGGGCUAUGGGCUCUAUCAGAAGGGUCCUGAUGGGGGCAAUGCUGUGUCUCUGUCCAGGGAUGUUCAGCAUUUCCCAGGCAUGAAGAGACCCAUUGUGUGGGUCUUUAGUGGAAUGGGAAGUCAGUGGACACAAAUGGGUAGUUCCCUCAUGAACAUUCCGAUCUUCAGAAAAUCAAUUGAAUACUGUCACGAGAUUAUGCUUACGAAAGAUUUGGAUCUUAUUCAUUUACUAACAUCAGAUGAUCCCACAAUCUACGACAACAUUCUUCACUCUUUUGUGGGAAUAGCAGCUAUCCAAAUUGCUAUUGUUGAUGUCCUGCGAUCUUUGAAUAUUCAGCCGGAUUUGAUUGUUGGACAUUCUGUUGGAGAAUUGGGUUGCGCUUAUGCAGAUGGAUGUUUCACAGCCGAAGAAAUGAUAUUGGCUGCUUAUUUUAGGGGCAAAGUCAGUGUUGAGACAGAGAAAAUCUUUGGCUCAAUGGCAGCUGUGGGUUUAGGCUAUAAGAAGAUUCGUCAUCUCCUGCCUGCAGAUAUUGAAGUUGCUUGUCGCAAUAGCUCAAUCUCAUCAACAAUCUCUGGACCUGCUAAAUCUGUUGAAGCUUUUGUGGUAGAUCUAAAGAAGCAAGGAACCUUCGCUAAGGAGGUCGCUUGCUCAAAUAUCGCUUACCAUUCAAGAUAUAUUGCAGAUAUGGGUCCAAAGUUGUUGGAUUUACUAUCAGAUCUGAUAAAAAAUCCCAAAAAGAGAUCAGAGAAAUGGCUGAGUACAAGUGUACCACAAUCUAAGUGGGAUCUUGAGGAGAAUCAAUACAGUUCAGCCCAGUAUCACACCAAUAACUUGCUGAAUCCUGUUCUCUUUGAGGAUACUUUUGCAAUGAUUCCGAAUCAUGCUCUGACAAUUGAAAUUGCUCCUCAUGGACUUUUACAAGCUAUUAUUAAAAAAUCCAAAUCUAAAGCAAUUCACAUCCCACUGACUCAACGUGGACAUCCGGACAAUACCCAAUUUUUCCUAACAGCUCUGGGAAAGAUUUUCAUUAAUGGACUUGAUUUGUCGAUCAAGAAUAUCUAUCCCCCUGUUCAAUUUCCAGUUUCAACAGGAACUCCAAUGAUUUCUCCACUAAUUCACUGGGAACACUCUGAAGAUUGGUAUAUCCCAUAUUUUAGCCCUGAACAUGGCUUUAAAUCGAGAAAGCGUCAAAUUACAAUAAAUGUCGAAAUACCAGAGUUCAACUUUAUCUUAGAUUAUAAAAUUGAUGGGAACUUUAUUUACCCAUCGAUGGGAUUUAUCUUCACAAUCUGGGAAACCAUUUCAAUUUUUAGUGGAAAGGAUUUCUUCGACACGGAUGUUCAGUUUUCUGAUAUUAGAUUUCUCGAACAUUUAGAUCUUACCACUGAAACAGAAAAGAAUUUAACGAUUAUAAUUCAGCCAGGAACGGGAUUUUUUGAGAUUUCCGAGAGCAAAACUUGUGUAAUUCUUUCGGGAUAUAUUCAAAUACUAGAGUCUGCAGAAAAUCAAGGUGAUUUUCCAGAAAAUCAUUCCUCAGAAUAUCCAAAUUUACAAGCUGAAGACUUCUAUAAUGAUCUCUAUCUCCGAGGAUAUCAGUAUAGGGAUAUUUUCCGUAGUGUUCAGGAAGCAAGAAGCGAUGGAAGGUGGGGUAAAGUCAAAUUUCAAAAUGAUUGGAUAGCCUUUUUGGAUAGUCUUCUACAGAUAUUCACAUUUGGUCAGAAUACCAGGGAUCUCAUGUUGCCAAAAAGCAUUCAAAUUAUGACUUUAAGACCUCAGAAUAUUCUCAAGGCAGCCAAAGAAAAUGAUGGGUUUAUUGAUGUAACAUUUUGUAAGGACCUUAUGACGAUUUAUGCUGCAGGAGUCGAAGUUUUUAAUCCCAAAAUGAAACUAGUACGAAAGGCACAAGUUGAGGGAACGUCAAUUUCUGAAUUUCGUAGAUUCAUACCUCAUCUUCCGGCUCCAGAACUUUCAUCCACAAACGCAGCUCGGGUAUGUGUGCAGACUUUCGUGGAGAGUUCAAUGUUGCCGAAAAUCAAGAUCGUUGAAGUGGACUCAAAUGGAGAUUCCCAAGAGAUCAUUUCAAGCUUCAGAACUGCUGUGAAUGAUCUUCCGGACAUUUCUGGAAUUUUUAUUUAUCUUUCAAACAAGAAAAUCUCCCCAACGGGCAUUCACGUGGAAGCUGGAAAACUAUCUGCUCUGAACAAGAUCAAUGUGAUCAUUGGAAGACGAUGUAUCCGAAAUAAUGGAUUUAUUGUGGAAGCUCAAAGGAGUUUAGGCGUUGGAGGAUAUCUCAUUUCGCGAGAGGAUAAAAAUAUUGAGAUGAAGAAUACGCCAAUAAUUUCUGGCUUUAACAUGAUCCUCUAUAUUCCUAUUGAGAAAGAAACUCUUGUCGUUUUCAAGAGAUCUUCAGAGAAUAUGCUUCGUAAUUCAACAGUUUUCGAAAUAUCUGCAAAUAUGAACAAGGAAGUAUUUAAAAAUAUUUUAGAGUCUGCAAAACGUGGACCAGUAACUUUGGUGUCCAGCAAAGAAUCUCGAUCAAGUAUCACUGCAAUUGUAAAUGUGAUUCGGCGUAUGAUUCCUAAUCAGAUAAUCAAUUGUUUCUCAAUUGAAGAUAAAAAAUUUUGUGAUUCAUCGUACAAAAACCAGGUCAAGCUAUCAUUGGCAACUAAUAUUUUCCGUGAGGGUAUGUGGGGCAAUUAUAGGUACCUGAAGAUAGUAGAGAAAUCUCGCUUAGAAUUUACAGAUAAGCACUCUUUUGUGGGAUUGAGCUAUCAAAAUUCUGACCUCAAAUGGUUUACUAAAAAUCUCUCUGUUGUGGAUCAGAAGUCAUACGUCAAUGUAAUGUUCUGUGGUCUCAAUCUUAGAGACAAGGAGAUUGUGGGUGGAAAAUGUCCUCCUGAAAUUCUCAAUUUAAAUAGUAGAGAGAGAGAAUUGGUUUUGGGCACAGAAUAUGCAGGAAUAACGAAAACUGGACAGCGUGUAAUGGGAAUUGUUCGUUAUGGUGGACUCUCAACCCAAAUCACUCCUGAUGAAUUCUUCACUUUUCCAGUUCCCAAUCACUGGACACUUGAAGAAGCAGCCACAAUUCCAAUGGCUUAUCUUACAAUUUAUUGGGCAUUUUUCUUUAGGAUCUCCAUAAGACCUAAGAAAUCCAUUUUGAUUCAUUCAGCGGCUGAUGAACUGGGAAUAGCAGCCAUUAGAGUGGCAUUGGCUUAUGAUUUAAAUGUCUUUUUAACCGUGGAUUGUCCUCAAAAGAAGAGAUUUCUCAUGAAAUUGUUCCCGGAACUGAAGGAGGAUCAAAUUGGAAGUUGUUCUGAUAUGAGUUUCGAGGGUAUGAUCAAGGACAAAACCCAAAAUUUGGGAGUACAAUAUGUGUUCAAUACACUGACAAAUGAUAAAGUUUCGGCAUCCACUAGAUGCCUUGGACUCAAUGGAAAGUUAUUGCAAAUGAGCAAAUUCGAUAUGAUCGAGAACAAUCCAUUGGGUUUGGGAAUCUUCCUGAAUGAAAUCGAAUUUAUGGCUGUAGAAAUUGAUGCAGUAUUCAGGGAAGAUUCUGAGGACAAACAAAAUUUGAUCAAACUAUUUUGUCAAGAUAUCCAGAAAGGAAUUAUCCAACCGAUUCCCAGUACAGUCUUCAAUGCCAGUGAUGUAAAUGAAGCUUUUAACUACUACGAUAGCAUAGAUCACAUGGGAAAAGUUCUACUAAAGAUUCGGGACAAUCCAAAUGAUCAGAUCAGUCUCCCAAUUCCUAUUACAUUGCGAUUUUCUGCUCAAAAAGGAGCAUCUUACAUUGUAUUUGGUGGUCUCGAUGGAUUUGGCAUUGAAUUUACUGAUUGGUUGGUGAACCGAGGUGCUGAAAAGCUGGUCGUAUCAUCCCUUAGGAGUUCUCUGACCCACUAUCAAAUCUAUCGCAUUAAAUUGUGGCAAGAAGCUAAUAUUAAAAUUUUAUAUAGAUUGGAGAAUCGAGGAUCAAAAGCACAAUGUCUGGAAUUACUAGAAAUUGCAGAGAAAAUGGGACCAAUUAGUGGAAUUUUCAAUACAUCUCUCUGCAAUGAUUCUAACCAGGAUGGCUAUUUGGAUGGAAUCAUCUCGGAAAUAACAGAGAUUCCAACAAAGAAUUUUGAUGAAUUAUCGAGAAAAUUGUGUCCAAAUCUCUCUCAUUUUGUUUUAUUCUCCAGACGAUUAAUAAAUACUGGGGACUUUGAUCAGAUAUGCCCAGAAAAAUCUCUUUCUGCAAUUGAAGAAAUUAUGGAGGAGAGAGUUUCUCGUGGAUAUCCAGGAAAAGUUAUUUACUGGGGACCUCUUGGGGGCAAAACAACUUUCAAAGGGGUCAUAAUUCAAAAUCUGUUUUCUUGCCUUGCUAAAAUUGACGAACUAAUCCUUAGUAGAGAGUGGAUUGUCUUCCACACAAUGAAGAAUAUUUCCAAAGAACCCGAUAUUCUUGAUACAGUUAAGCAUGUGCUAAAACUGGAUAAUAUCAUAUCUUUAGAUGUAACAGUCAAAAGCUUAGCUCUUUACUAUGAUACUCUCUUAAAGUUGAAGAGACAAAUUCAGAAACAUUUUAAUAUUUCGCUUACCACUCAAAAUCUCCAAGUCUUGACCUGCAGGCAACUACAGGAGUUGGCUCAUGAGAGAGCAUUGGAAGAGAAGGGUGUAUUAAUUCUUACCAAUGAUAGGAAACCCAAGGGUUUGGAGAUUUUACUACAACAUCUUAGGGAUGCAAAUUCGUCGACAAACAGGAAAAUCAUGAGGAUUCCCAGUCGAGACAGGAGUAUCAAAUACAAUUCGUGCAUGGUGUUUAUUCCAGGAUUGAUAGAGAUCUUGGAGACAGAUCUCUAUAAUCUCAGUUUGAAUGUGUCUGUUCCCGUAUUUUCACUUCAUAUCACAGAAGACAUUGGGCUACUGUCUAUUCCGGAACUCGCUAGGAUUGUUAUUAAUGACAUCAAGAAGGAUGCUUUGCAAAUGUGUGAAACCUUCUAUUUCGUUGGGUAUUCCUUUGGAGUCUUUCUAACUCUAGAGUUAGCCAGAUUGCUUGAGCAAGAGGGAAUGUCUGGACAAAUUAUCAUAAUUGAUGGUUCUCCUGAAUUUUUCAAGCUUCUUUUGCUUGAGCAACUCAUUGAAGACUUUACUGAGGAGGAUGUAGAAGAAUUGAUUGUCACUAAUAUUCUUCGUGUUGUAUUUCCUGAGGAGAAUCCCGAUGAUUUGUGGAAAAGGUGGCGAAUCCAAACUUGGCGGGAACGUGUGGAGAAACUGAUAGAAGUUUGUCGGACGCAACAUGUUUAUUCUGAAGAUUUUGUCAGAUACAUCGCAGAAUUCCUCUACAGACGCAUUCAUUAUAUCUUGGAUGGGAGUUCAGAUAAAAUUGUUCCAAUUAACUCACCAAUAACUUUGGUCAGACCUAAGGAUGUUUCGGUGGUGGACAUCGAACGAGACUAUGGCGUGUCCAGAUGGACCAAAGGCAAAUUCAAUCUCAGAUUCAUUGACGGUGAUCACGUAUCGAUGCUGAGGAAUACACAUCUCUCUCGGAUAAUAAAUGAAUACGAUCCAAUAUAUAAAACCAACAAGGAAUUUGAGGACUACAUCGAAAUUUAGUCUUCUGGAUUAAGAUUUCUGGUAAUUUUACGAUGUUUUUUUUCAUUUUGGACAUGGUAAAUCUUAUGGAUCUGAAUAUGGAAUAAAAUGGUGUUCUUUUAAAA